AUGCCAGCGCCAAAACGCUUAAGGGAGCUUGUUAGGGACAUUCGCUCUGCGCGAACGGCUGCUGAAGAACGGGCUAUUGUUAACAGAGAAUGUGCUCAAAUUAGAGACAGUUUUCGUGAAGAAAAUAAUGCUUAUAGAUGUCGAAAUAUUGCUAAGCUUCUUUAUAUUCAUAUGCUUGGAUAUCCCGCACAUUUCGGUCAACUUGAAUGCUUGAAACUCAUUGCUUCAUCUCGAUUCACCGACAAACGUGUUGGAUACUUAGGUGCAAUGCUUCUGCUAGAUGAAAAAACAGAUGUUCAUCUACUGGUAACCAAUUCAUUGAAAAAGUAA
This is a messenger RNA of Protopolystoma xenopodis, 330 nucleotides long. NCBI's taxonomy places the organism in Eukaryota, Metazoa, Platyhelminthes, Monogenea, Polystomatidea, Polystomatidae. The record is from the annotation of a GenBank genome assembly.